Molecule: messenger RNA, 1829 nt
Organism: Astrephomene gubernaculifera
Lineage: Eukaryota; Viridiplantae; Chlorophyta; Chlorophyceae; Chlamydomonadales; Astrephomenaceae
Source: the annotation of a GenBank genome assembly
AGCGUCCAAACUUCUUUAAAGCAUACAAGCUUUCCCAUCUACUAUUACCUCCCGCUUAAGUAGCUUGCUAAUCAGCAGCUGCUGUAGACACGCAACCUUGCGUGUGAUCCUCCUCGCUUCCUCUUUUCCUUCCACAAGCAACCAUGCGUGAGAUCGUCCACAUCCAGGGUGGCCAGUGCGGCAACCAGAUCGGUGCCAAGUUCUGGGAGGUCGUCUCUGAUGAGCACGGCAUCGACCCCACCGGCACCUACCAUGGCGACUCCGACCUGCAGCUGGAGCGCAUCAACGUGUACUUCAACGAGGCCACCGGAGGCCGCUAUGUUCCCCGUGCCAUCCUGAUGGACCUGGAGCCCGGCACCAUGGACUCCGUGCGCUCUGGUCCUUAUGGCCAGAUCUUCCGCCCCGACAACUUCGUCUUCGGCCAGACCGGCGCCGGCAACAACUGGGCCAAGGGCCACUACACCGAGGGUGCUGAGCUUAUUGACUCCGUCCUUGACGUUGUUCGCAAGGAGGCUGAGAGCUGCGACUGCCUGCAGGGUUUCCAGGUGUGCCACUCCCUUGGUGGCGGCACCGGCUCCGGCAUGGGCACCCUCCUGAUCUCCAAGAUUCGUGAGGAGUACCCCGACCGCAUGAUGCUCACCUUCUCCGUCGUGCCAUCGCCCAAGGUGUCCGACACUGUCGUUGAGCCCUACAACGCCACCCUCUCCGUUCACCAGCUGGUUGAGAACGCUGAUGAGUGCAUGGUCCUGGAUAACGAGGCUCUGUACGACAUCUGCUUCCGCACCCUGAAGCUGACCACCCCUACCUUCGGUGACCUCAACCACCUUAUCUCCGCCGUCAUGUCGGGCAUCACCUGCUGCCUGCGCUUCCCUGGUCAGCUGAACGCUGAUCUGCGUAAGCUUGCCGUCAACCUGAUUCCCUUCCCUCGCCUCCACUUCUUCAUGGUCGGCUUCACCCCCCUGACCAGCCGCGGCAGCCAGCAGUACCGUGCCCUGACUGUGCCCGAGCUGACCCAGCAGAUGUGGGAUGCCAAGAACAUGAUGUGCGCCGCUGACCCCCGCCACGGCCGCUACCUGACGGCCUCUGCUCUGUUCCGCGGCCGCAUGAGCACCAAGGAGGUGGACGAGCAGAUGCUCAACGUGCAGAACAAGAACUCGUCCUACUUCGUUGAGUGGAUCCCCAACAACGUCAAGUCGUCGGUUUGCGACAUCCCUCCCAAGGGCCUCAAGAUGUCGGCUACCUUCAUCGGCAACUCUACGGCCAUCCAGGAGAUGUUCAAGCGUGUGUCGGAGCAGUUCACUGCUAUGUUCCGCCGCAAGGCUUUCCUCCACUGGUACACCGGUGAGGGCAUGGACGAGAUGGAGUUCACUGAGGCCGAGUCCAACAUGAACGAUCUGGUCUCCGAGUACCAGCAGUACCAGGACGCCUCCGCUGAGGAGGAGGGCGAGUUCGAGGGCGAGGAGGAGGAGAACUAAGUGUACAAGAGUAGUGCAAUGACUGUAGGCUUGUAGGUGGUGAUUGCUUCUGAUUUACAUGUGACAAAACAUUGACUGACUAUAUGUGACUUGGUAACCCUAUUGGCUCUUUAGCCAUCUUUGUACGCAUCUUCUUGCAUACGCCAUUCAUUUCGAUUAUCGUUUCGUACAUGUACGGAGAGUCGCUGGUAGCUGUUGUCUUUCUGUGCCAAUGAUAUGGUUUAAGGUUUGACGGUAGCUGUGCGUCAGGCGGCAGGGGUCUUGGCCCUGAACGUAAAUGUGUGGCGAGUUGGCCUUGGGACAUAUCAGACGUACUAAAGCGCAGUAUUCGCAAUGUAAGUAAAUGCUCGUCAA